AUGAUUAGUCUCAAACUAUUUCUGUUAAUUUACUUAAUUGGUGGGAUCACUUUUCUGCCUCUCAUUGCUCUAGGAAUACUUUAUGUAAAUGGCAUACUGGAUGGAAAAGACGAAGGGGUCAGGGAGCAAGCAGACAGCAGACGGCGUGAAACAUUGAUGGAUCCAGAUUUCAAGGCUGCUGAAUUCGAAGAAGCUAAAGGAGUCCAUGUAACGAGACAGGGCUGGGUUAGUGUUACUACCAAGUACUACUAUUUUCAUACAGAAAUUCCAUCAUCUGCAAACUCAGACAAUACAUCAGAGGCUGGUGAAUUUCCAGAGAGAAGUCAAUUGAAGAAAAAGCACAAAUUUUAUGCUGUUAUCAAACAUGGAAAUCUGUUCUUAUACAGAGAUAAUUCACCGAAAAGUAACCUCAUUCAUGCGAUAUCCUUGCAAGACAGUUUCGUGACGCUAUGGCCUCGUGAUACUAAACAUGAAAUCCCCGAUAGUGCACUUUUUUCAAAAAGAACCUGCAUUUCGAUUCUUCGAAAAGGUGCUACUUCUUUAAAGAACGGCGAGUUGGGAUUCACUCCAAACGAGUCAUCAGAGGAUGAUACCCAAACUGCAAGCCAAUUUUUCCUUUACUUCGGCAACAAUAUGGAAAAAGAAGAUUGGUACUUUGAUCUCAUAAAUGUGUCCAAGAAUGAGACUACAAGUGGCAGCAAAACAAACGGUCUUAUCGAUCCAAAUGUAAGUGCAAGAGCUGCCCAUCUCAGAACAGCUGAUAUGCUUUACCUGAUCCAGACUAUCAACUCUACAGAGGGUCAGCUUACAACUAAAUGGAUCAACGCCAUACUUGGCAGACUUUUUUUAUCCUUACAGCGAACUGAAACGCUAAAAUAUUUCUUUCAUGAAAGGCUUUAUCAAAAAUUGUCUAAGGUCAAAAAGCCUGAUUUUUUGGAUGAUUUCGUUGUUGAAGAGGUUGAUGUAGGUAAUAGCGCUCCGAUUUUUACGAAUCCAAAACUUAUUGAACUUUCACUGGAGGGACUUACAAAGAUUUCGUGUGACUUUUUGUAUAAAGGGGAUUUAUCAGUUCUUGUUUCGACUAAGGCUACCAUAAAUCUUGGUUCAAGAUUUAAACAAAGAGAAGUCGCUCUACAACUAUCUCUAAAAUUGAAGGAAUUGUCAGGUCCCUUAAUAUUCCUGAUGAAACCUCCUCCAUCCAAUAGAGUAUGGUAUACAUUCGAAACCGAGCCAAUUCUUGAUGUGGAGGUAGAACCGGUUGUCAGUUCGAACAAACUUUCCUAUAAUAUGAUCACAAACGCAAUAAAAGGGAAGUUUGCUGAGGCACUAAAAGAAUCUCUUGUGCAACCUAAUUGGGAUGAUAUUGUUUUCUUCAGCACCGAGAAAGAUAUUUACAGGGGAGGUAUAUGGGAAAAUUACGGAAAGUCAGAUGAAGAGGAAAAAAAGUCCUCCACAAAUAGUGAACCACCUAGUCAUGAUAAAAGAGCUUCCUUUUCCAAUUUGGAAAAGGAUAUUUCAAAGAAUGAUAAUUCACAGAUAUCAAACCGAGAAUCUGAUAAUGACGUUGAAGACACUGAAAAAGAUUCCUGUCAUGAUGAUGCAUCAAUGAAAAGACGCAGUUCACAAAAGAUUGAGAAUUUUCGAAGAAUUCUAAAAACAAAAAGUAAAGAGGAGUUUGAUGAUGAACACGUACAAACAGAAAAAGCAUCACAAGCAUCACCUUUUAAUGAAGAGAAUGAUGACUUGUCAGGUUCAAAGAAGUACUUUAAAAACCCCAUAAAAAAACUCAACAAGUGGUAUAAGGAAGCGGUUAAUAUUGAUAUGCUCGACAAUGAUUCUACCAAUACUAACACAGCGAGUGGCGCUGAAAGUAGUGUAAAAAACGUCAAUACCCCCGAAAUGAUAUCUAAUAGAAGAACUUCAAUCCCACGAAGACCCCGCCCGUCCAACAUAAAUCAGAUGAGCCACUCGGCAACCGACUCGCAGCUAGCAAAUAUUUCUCAGCCUUUGAACUCUACAGAAAUGUUUGUGAAUAAAAACAAGGAUGAAGCGCAGUCCUCUUCCUCUAAUGAUAUUGGUGCUCCACCUUUCCUAUCAAACAAUUACUCAACGAUGCCAGUUCGUGCUUUCGUUAAAAUGGAAGAUACUAAACAGUUUCCAGGAGAGUACGUAGUAGACCCAAGGGACGACCCAAGGGACGACCCAACAAAAUCCGUCUCGCCAAUAUCUUACCAUUUUCAAAGUGAAAAUACCAAAAGGCAACAGUUUGAAACUUCGUCGGCCCUCUCACAGUGUAAUUUUCAGAAAUCUGAAACCGAAAUGAAUAAAAAGCAAAUAGAAAUUGUUAAAAAUGAGAUUGAUGACACGAAAAAGGUUCUAAGCACAAGUGCAAAACGAGAAACGUCACAUGUAUGA
This is a messenger RNA of Zygotorulaspora mrakii, 2415 nucleotides long. It is a transcript of the gene NVJ2, whose product is annotated as Nvj2p. Gene Ontology annotation, cellular component: ERMES complex; endoplasmic reticulum. The record is from RefSeq and is a predicted model, not a curated record. Lineage: Eukaryota; Fungi; Ascomycota; Saccharomycetes; Saccharomycetales; Saccharomycetaceae. Gene Ontology annotation, molecular function: lipid binding. Bases 1 to 2415 code for a protein of 804 amino acids. The transcript has a single exon. Gene Ontology annotation, biological process: phospholipid transport.